UAUUUGAUUCUUUUUUCAAAGAACUAUAAAAUUGAAUCAGCGUCGCUUGCACUUAAAAAGAGUAAUACAGUCUAUGACAUCGUCGCUACCAGGUACCAAUCAACCCUCUCUGUUCAAACCUCCAACUCUAAAAUUCAGGUAAAAAGAACAAGACGAUGCCGUAUCUGCCACCACACCUCAGGAACUCCACUUCAAACUCAAUGAGCAAAGCAUCUCCCACCAACUCCUCUGUAGCAACCCUAAACACUGACAACUCCAAGCUCUCAUUUUCUUCAAAUUCAAAUUCUGUCGCCUCCUUCUCUAAUGCCUUUCGUCGGACCGCCGCUGCUCAAACCCUCCCUGAACCUUUUUUCGCUACCUGGAAACCCUCCGACCGCAUCCUCCGCUUGCAACCUCAACAAAUUGAAGAGGUACGUUCGCGGCUUCAUGUUGAUGUUAACGUUGGUUCACGCUCUCUUCCUGCUCCUCCACCAAUUGAAUCUUUUUCAGACAUGUGUUUGCACCCUAGUAUCGUGAAGGAUAUUGAGUUUCAUGAAUAUACAAGGCCAACUUCUAUUCAGGCUCAGGCGAUGCCGGUAGCUCUUAGUGGAAGGGAUCUGUUGGGUUGUGCUGAAACUGGUAGUGGUAAAACUGCUGCAUUCACCAUCCCUAUGAUACAGGUCAAGAGUUGGUUUAUAUUAAAACAAAGGAUGUUGUAUUUUCUUUGUCAUCCUGUGAUGAUAAUUUGUAUGUAUCCUGCAGAUGGUAGUCAUUUUUAA
Pistacia vera is the source of this 758-nucleotide messenger RNA. RefSeq names its product DEAD-box ATP-dependent RNA helicase 35-like. The transcript is spliced from 3 exons. Bases 156 to 758 code for a protein of 200 amino acids. The record is from RefSeq and is a predicted model, not a curated record. Gene Ontology annotation, molecular function: nucleic acid binding; RNA helicase activity; ATP binding. Lineage: Eukaryota; Viridiplantae; Streptophyta; Magnoliopsida; Sapindales; Anacardiaceae.